Dovyalis caffra is the source of this 249-nucleotide messenger RNA. The record is from the annotation of a GenBank genome assembly. Lineage: Eukaryota; Viridiplantae; Streptophyta; Magnoliopsida; Malpighiales; Salicaceae.
AUGGAGAUAUGCAAGGAAAGCAGGCAAUGGCCCCAGGCCGGCCAGCCCUGUAUUGAAUAUUCACUUAUUGAUGCCAUCAGAAUACCAAUCACAGAUCAAACUUCCCACAUUCCUAGGACCCUAUAUUGGAUCAAAGAGAGUGCGAACAGGGAAAGUUCUCUGCAAGGAAAGGAAGUGAAUAACAAUGCAUAUAUAUCCAACAAGGGAGUGAUGGUGGGGCUUCUUUCAAAGAAGAAUCCAAACUCCUAA